UCGAAAAUUCCCGUUUCCCCCAAAUCCCCCCUCUUUACCCCACCUCCCGUCGCGAGAUCCUGCGCGCAGCGAAGCCGACGCGAUGCCGCCGAGGAGGAAGCGGCGGGCGCCCCCCGCCAAGGCCCAGCCACAGCUGCCGGAGCCUUCAGUCGCCGACGCGCCGUUUCCGGAGCGUCUGAAACAGCUCAGCGAGCAAGAAAGUGAACGUCGGAUUGCUGCCGUGAGAGCUAUCGCAGAAGCAGAGGACGAAAGCAUACGUUCUCGGUUGCAAUUGUUGCAGUCCUACCUGUCCAAGGAGCAACUAGAUGCAAAUGCCUUGGAAUAUUUUCGGGAGAGCUUGCCCAACCUAUCAGCUGUCUAUAUUGAAAAGCACGAUGAGAUUGAGCUGAAAUGGAAUGACGGCGACAAAUGUAUAAUUGGAGACCUUGUAGAUGACAAGAUUUUGCGAGCUUCGAUUGCAUCGUUGCCAACUGUCGGUGGCCUUCAAUUCCCAGGGGAUUCAGUUGAGAAGAGCCUCUAUGGGCGCAAUAGUUUUGGUUUCAGUGAUUUUGCUUGGAGUGAGCUACCAGCAGGUCAAAUGGCUGGAGCAUCAGAUGCUUUUCAGACACCUGGGGCUGUGAGUAGCCGACUCUCCUUCGGCAUGACACCCAAAACUGUAAGGUUACCCAAGAAUGGUGAGAUGCUCUUAUCUGUUCAUGGCUCACCUCUUGGGGUCUACAAAGAAGAAAAUUUAGCAGCUAUUCAGGAAUCUGGUAAAGGAAGUGAAGAUGCUCCCUGCUAAUGCACUAGAUAUAUCUAGAUGGUGCAAGCCCUCGAGUUCUUGACAAAAUCCCGCUGGGACUGAGAUACUGCCAACCGGUGGCUAGUCCAACGGUAUGGCACCCAUUUCUUAUGGACUGUGGCUAACAAUCAUGAUUCAAGUAUCCCAUGAUCGCUUGGUUGAUGAAUCUGAAGUAUGCACUAGAUAACCAAUGGCAGGAACUGAUCUGAGGUCCAAUCCUGUUCGGUGUAUUGGCACCCUAGUUCGCAAUGUACCAUGACUUCAAUGUAUUUAGGUCAUCCUUUGUGUAAUUGGAUGAACUAUAUUGUAGGAUGCCGACUUCAUUCACCAAAUUUGUUGCAUCAAGUACUAAUAACAGUGUUGUCGCUAGCUUUGCUGCGAAGUCGUCUGCAAAAUCAGUUGAAGCUCUUGUGCUGCCCUUGUUUGUUCAGUCAAAAGUGUAUGGCCUAUGAACGGAGGAAAAAGUUAUGUGCUGCCUUCCACGCAACUCCACUCCAUUCCGCCCCCUCUGUUUCCCAGCUUGUCUGAAAUGAAUCUGAAUGUUCUAUUGCGUUCCGUUACUUAGAU
Molecule: messenger RNA, 1348 nt
Organism: Phragmites australis (common reed)
Lineage: Eukaryota; Viridiplantae; Streptophyta; Magnoliopsida; Poales; Poaceae
Exons: 7
Coding region: 83-781 (232 amino acids)
Source: RefSeq, a predicted model, not a curated record